Molecule: messenger RNA, 3235 nt
Organism: Ceutorhynchus assimilis (cabbage seed weevil)
Lineage: Eukaryota; Metazoa; Arthropoda; Insecta; Coleoptera; Curculionidae
Source: the annotation of a GenBank genome assembly
UGUCAGUGUCAGAUGUCAAAAAAAAAUUAAAAAAAUCGUCUUUCCACGUCAAGAGAUUUUCAUCCCUUUAAAAUUUCCUUGUUUUCCAAUGUUUUCCUUUUAAAUAAAUUAAUGCAAAUUAAAUUUCAAAAGAAACAAAUACUUGUAGUGUUCAUCUAGAUGUAUUCUCAAUAAUAUCGGCUGUGGGUUCACCAGGAGCUAGGGGAAAUUAAUUAGGAAAAUGGCCAGCCCCAGAACGAGAAGAGUUUUGCAAGAAAUAAAGCCCAAUAACGAGAAUGAUAAAUGUUUCGAAUGUGGCACACACAAUCCCCAAUGGGUAUCGGUGACCUACGGCAUCUGGAUCUGUCUGGAAUGUUCCGGCAAACACCGCGGAUUAGGAGUCCAUCUAUCGUUUGUCCGAUCGGUUACCAUGGACAAAUGGAAGGACAUUGAAUUGGAAAAAAUGAAGGUUGGCGGAAACAGAAAUGCUAGGGUGUUUUUCGAGGCCCAACAAGAUUGGGAUGAUACAAUGUCGAUACAACAAAAAUACAACACCAAAGCGGCUGCUUUAUAUAGAGAUAAGAUAUCCACCCUGGCCCAAGGUAAACCCUGGGACGAAAAGAAAUCAUCAGCUCAAAAAUUCAAUAGCGGCUAUAUAUCGCCGUCAAGUCAAACUAGCAACUAUUCAGCUUCAGCUUCUUCGUAUCAAUCCAAUAAUGACUCAUCUACCGAAGGCUAUCAAGGCGGAUAUCAAAAUUACAAUUCGCCAGAGUUCAAGGACCAAAAGGAGCAGUUUUUCGCUAAAAAACAAUACGAAAACGCUUCUAAAAGAGAUGAUCUCCCUCCGAGCCAAGGGGGCAAAUACAGCGGAUUUGGUUACACUAGAGAGGCACCACCACGAAGUCAAUCUCAGGAAUUUGUAGAUACUGCUUUGUCUUCAUUGGCUAGUGGUUGGUCUUUUCUUUCAACGUCAGCCAGUAAAGUAGCCAACAAAGCCACAGAGAACGUAGUGAAAUAUGGAGGAAUCGCCACACAGAAGGUAGUUGAUAUUAGUUCUCAUGUAGGCGAAAAGGUAAAAGAAGGCACUUUGAUUGACGAUGUCGGUUCGCAAGUAUCUAAUUUGGCAAACAAGAUGGGAGAGUUGGGUCGCAAAGGUUGGAAGGAAAUGGGAGGUACUACAGCGUCUCCGCCAGGUUACCAAUCUGGUGGGUAUGGGCAAGUCGGUGGAGAGAAUUACCAUUCGCCGGGAGAAAGGUCUUCUUUGGUUGGCAGUGGAAACGGUUUCGGGGAUGAUUGGAGUACUGGAAGUCAACAAGGAUCAAAAGCCUCUAGUCCAAAAUCGCCAAAUUGGGAAUCAUCUAGUUGGGGCUAUCAGAAUGACACGCCCACCGGAGGAUACCAAUCUGAUUAUAAGGAAUAUUCCGCUAGUGCUAGUAAUAGUAUAACUACGUCGCCCACGGAAGCUAAAGCGACAAAUCGGAAAGAAAAGAAAAAAGAAGCCAAGAAACCUGUGGUGGAAGACAAAUGGGGUGACGACGAACUAUGGGAAAGCCUAAAUAAAUAAGUAGUCAAUUAAUUGUUCAAUGUUUUUACAUUGAACCCACCUUUAGUUUAUUUUGGUCAAGUGUCGAUGUUUGUGUGAUUUAUUGUAUCGAAACGAUAAGUUGCAACUAAAUGGAGUCACACCAAAGUAUUAUUGCAUUUAUGGAGCAUGUCUUGUGAAAUUAUUCUUUGUUGUUAUUUAUAUGACUUGUGCUAAAAUAUCUCUACGACUGUGAGGUUAUUUCAAAUAUUUUAUUUUUUAAAUAUACAAUUAUUAUUAUUGUGGCUCAAAUUGGUCGGUUAAUUAUUUGAAAAUACCUAUUAUUUCGAGCUUAAAUUUUUUUUCAAAUACAAUUAGCAAUGUUUUGUUAGUCUUGUCUUUAGACAAAAUGUCCAAUUUGGGUCAAUUUACUUAGAUACGUAGUUAGGAUAUACAUAUAUUUAAAAAAAAAAAAGCCACAUAUUUUUAGUAUACCUAAUAAUGUAACUGCCCUUUUUAAACUGUUUCAAUGGUUCUAGUCAAAAUUAGCUGAUAAAUACUCUGUGCAACAAAAUGAACCUCUUCAAUGGUUUUUCAGUCCCCCGUGUAACGUCUCUGUCAAAAAACCCAAUCUGUUAUUUGUAUAUAAUAUAUUUAAUUAUAAAAUAAAAACUAUUUUCCUAUGUUUUGGUUGUUUUUAUUUCACAAUAUAACGAGUGUGUUUAAAAUUAAUCGUACAACUAUUAGCUGUAUUUUAUUUACAGAUUUAUGCCAAUUUAUAAUUUAGCAGCUAAAAAUGCAACAAUAUCGAUCACAAUAAAUACUACAUUUAAUUAAUUUUUUGGUAUGCUAAGCAAUAAUUAAGGUUUCUUAUGCCUCUGAUAAAACAUUUUAAUGUCAGUGGUGGGUAUAUAAAUACAUAUACAGGGUGUCUAAAAUACAAUGUACCUACCACUAUUGCUAUCUUUUUAACUGAACUUGUAUCUUUUCUGAUUCCAAGUUAGCAAUAAGUGGGACAUGAUAUUUUGGACAUUCUGUAUGUUUCCAACAGGUCAGUAUAUAAAAUCUGGGUAUAUACCAGGAUUAUAAUAAAUUCUUUGCUUGCUCCAACAGUAGAUAAUGAGACGAUUUCGCCGACCCCCUCCACUCAUUUUCCAAGGUCCUCCUGCUGGCCAGUGACACGAUUCCUCCCCUAUUAGGAAAAGCGAGUGCAUGGACGAGCAAAUAAAAUUGAAUAGCAUUUUUCAAUAUACUGAACAUAUAAAAAUAAUCCUGAUAAUGUCUACAAUAUGGAACCUCAAUUAUGUGUUCAUUCUUGAUUGUCUUUAUAGGCUUACUCAUACAUAUGCAAAAAUGAGACUGAUGUGAUUUUUUCCAAUUUUCGUGCCCGUGCAAUUGAAGUUCCACUGUUUACUUUUAUCAAAAUACACCACUAUAAUAUGGCUUAUUGUGGCGAAAAAAUAUAUACAUAUACCCCUACUUAUACUUACACAAAAAUAGUACGGAACAUUUAAGUUACAUCUAAGUAAAAUUUCGCUUUUAGCAAGUUAUUAUUAUUAUUCUAAUUUGGAUAAUUUUUAAGUGUAAUAGCGAGAGCAAAAUUACUGUUUGUGUUGAUAUUGAGAAUAAGUUCUAGCACAAUCCUCCUCCUGAGUAUUCGUCAUCGUCUUCGGGCUGGUGUCCGCUGGAAGCUUCUUCAUUGUUGUCCCCAGCUUUGUAGGAGUCAGUUGGAAC